Cucurbita maxima (winter squash) is the source of this 1204-nucleotide messenger RNA. Its product is annotated as UDP-N-acetylglucosamine transferase subunit ALG14-like. NCBI's taxonomy places the organism in Eukaryota, Viridiplantae, Streptophyta, Magnoliopsida, Cucurbitales, Cucurbitaceae. Gene Ontology annotation, biological process: dolichol-linked oligosaccharide biosynthetic process. The record is from RefSeq and is a predicted model, not a curated record. Gene Ontology annotation, cellular component: UDP-N-acetylglucosamine transferase complex. The transcript is spliced from 6 exons. Bases 457 to 1128 code for a protein of 223 amino acids.
AGAAAAAAAGAAAAACCGUUUCCCUCCGUCGUUCUUCCUCCCUCUCCCUCUCACGUUCAGCUCCCACCCCUGCAGUUUCCCCGGCGACUUGCAGCAGCUCCGACCGGCGACAUUAUCUGAACAACGAUCAACGCUCACUUCCAGACAGAGAAAAGCGGUGCGCGAUCACCCACGUCGGAAUCCUUGCUGGACGGCGUGCGGCUCACCCACGAACCAGAGGCGUGACAACGACGCUAUUCCGGCGGAUCUAGUCAAGAAGUGCUCGUGCAAUUCUCUCGACCCCACAACCUGCAUCCGCGACGACAGAUUUUCAACGCAAAUACCUCCUUGCGGCAGUGGACAGCCACUCACAAACGAACCCGUUCUGCUUUAUAUUCGCAACCUCGAGUGAUCUCAGAUUGGGUACUCAGAUCUGAAUACACAAGCCUUUUCGGAUUUUUGUGUUUGCUUCUCUUUAUGAUGGAUUCUAGUAUUACUAUUGCUGCCGUAAUUCUCAGUAUCAGCUUGAUUUUGAGUCGUGUUCUUUACGUCAUAUAUUGGAGUGGUAGACCCGUUCGAAACAAAAGAGUGGAACCUGUUAGUACCCUCAUUGUUUUAGGCUCAGGGGGCCACACGGCGGAGAUGCUCAAUGUGUUGUCUGUGCUGCAGAAGGACUUGUUUGCUCCAAGAUUCUACAUUGCUGCUGCAACGGAUAACAUGAGUCUUCAAAAGGCUCGUACGUAUGAAAACCAACUGGCUGAUAAGACCGGGGCUGAGGUAGACAGGAUUGCACAGUUUAUGCAGAUCUACAGAAGUAGGGAAGUAGGACAAUCAUAUUUCACUUCUGUUUGGACAACUUUGAUUGCCACAUUGCACGCACUCUGGCUAAUGCUUAAACUUAGACCUCAAGUGAUUCUCUGCAAUGGCCCUGGUACCUGCAUCCCUCUAUGCGUAAUUGCAUUCAUAUUCAAGGUUAUGGGGAUUAGGUGGUCUUCCAUUUUUUAUGUGGAAAGCAUUGCAAGAGUGAAGAGAUUAUCACUAAGUGGCUUGAUUUUAUAUAAGUUAUACAUGGCUGAUCAGUUCUUUGUGCAAUGGCCACAACUACAGAGGAUAUAUCCCCGCGCUCGCUACGUCGGUUGUCUCAUGUAGUUCACAACGAAAUUCCAUACAGAUUAGUAUACAUUUCUGAUUCUUACUGCUCAAAUCAUGACUGAGUUGAUCAUCA